This is a messenger RNA of Arctia plantaginis, 441 nucleotides long. NCBI's taxonomy places the organism in Eukaryota, Metazoa, Arthropoda, Insecta, Lepidoptera, Erebidae. The record is from the annotation of a GenBank genome assembly.
AUGGCUGAUGAUGAUGUUCUAGACGAAGAAGAUGAGGCAGUAUCAGAGACUCCAGAAGAAACAGUACCUACGGUAAAACCUCUCCCGCCUCCGCUAUAUGAAGUGCGACCUGGACUUGGACAAAAGUUUCAAGCAGCGAAUGUAAAGGACAUAAUUUUGACUACGAUGCAACAACAAUUAAUGGGCCGGCAAUACCGUGCCGACCAGGCCCCGCAGUGGGCGAAGACAAUUGCCAAUGGAGUGAGACAGAGAGUGCAGGAGCUUGAUAUGAAAAGGUAUAAAAUUCUAGUACAAACGACGCUAAUAGAAAUGAAGGGCGCGGGAGUUAAAUGUGGUCAGCGGUGCAUCUGGGACCCAGAGACUGACGACUAUAUCGACGACUCGUACAAGAACGAUACUAUAUACUGUUAUACCAUUGUCUAUGGAGUUUAUAUGUAUUGA